AUGCCCACAACUGCCAGAGCUGAAGCCAGGGCCCGAGAAUUCCAUCCGAGCUCCCGCAUGGGCGGCGAGGACUUGAGCUACGCAAUACCAGAAAGCUGGGCUGAACGUGCUGAUGCCCGCCCUGGGAGGCAGCAGGUGACGGCUCAGGUGUUUGAUCUCUGGUGCCCACAUGGGAGAGUUAGGCUUCAGCCCAGCUGCUGUGGGCAUUUGGAAAGUAAACCAGUAGAUGGGAGCUUUCUCUCUCUUUCUGUCUCUCAAAUAAAAAGCAAUCAAUUAAUCAAUAGUUUUAAAAGACAAUCAAGGACUUGGACUCGUGGCGUGCGGGGACAGGCGCUGUGUGCCUUCGGUCCUCCCUGGGGGCAGGGUCGGGCGGGAGGUUGUGGCCGCAACCUGCUCCCCGCCCCGCAGCCCGAGGAGGAGGACGAGGAGGAGCCGGCGCUGGAGGAGCUGGAGCAGCGCGAGGUGCUAGUGCUGGGCCUGGACGGCUCGGGCAAGAGCACGUUUCUGCGCGUGCUGUCGGGGAAGCCACCGCUGGAGGGCCACAUCCCCACCUGGGGCUUCAACUCCGUGCGACUGCCCACCAAGGACUUCGAGGUGGACCUGCUGGAGAUCGGCGGCAACCAGAACCUGCGCUUCUACUGGAAGGAGUUUGUGAACGAGGUGGAUGUGCUAGUGUUCAUGGUGGACUCGGCUGACCGGCUGCGGCUGCCCUGGGCCCGCCAGGAGCUGCACAGGCUGCUGGACAAGGACCCCAACCUGCCUGUCGUCGUGGUGGCUAACAAGCAGGACCUGAGCGAGGCCUUGAGCGUGGUGGAGCUGCAGCAGGAGCUGGGCCUGCAGGCUGUCGACACCCAGCGGGAAGUUUUCCUCUUGGCGGCCAGCGUAGCUCCUGCAGGCCCUGGCUUUGAAAAUCCCGGCACUGUGCACAUCUGGAAACUGCUCCUGGAGCUUCUCUCCUAGGCCGGAGCCCACCUGCUCGCUGCCCACCUGGGGACCACAGUGCUGCUGCUGCUGCUUCCUCGCCAGCUCAGGCCUGGAGUCCAGGCCUGGGGCACUUUCCUUCUCCCUCCUUUCACUCCUAAGAGCGAGGCCAAGAAUCAAGCAGAAGCCUUCCUGCCCUGAGGCUGAAGCAGGGAGGUGGGUGAAGCCAUCCUUGGGAGAGGAGAGUACCUGGCUCAUUCUCUGCGCCAGCACAGAUCAGCCUCUCGUUCUCUUUCCUGUGCAGAGUGAUGCGGGGGUGGGGGUGGGGGUGGGGGCAGUGCUCCCCCUGGCAGUUCCCAGCAGCAGUGCAGUGCGGGAGGGACUCCUGGAGCCUCGGGAUCUCCUGGUCUGGCCUCUGGCCUUCUCCCGCGGGCAGGCUCUAGGCACUGCGCAGUGAGCCGUUGCUCCCGGUCCCGCGCUGUACUCCCGCCCCGCUCUGCCUAAGUGGCUUGUGGCCUUCCUUGUGCAGUUGCUGCCUCUCUGGCCCUCGGGCCAUCGUUGCUAAAGGAGAGUGAUUUCCAGGUUUUCCUAACUUGGAAAUGCAGUUCCCAGCCAGUGCUAGGAUGAACCUGGAAACCCCGGCCAGGAGCUUUGGGGAGACCCUCCCUGCUUCCGCAGCCUGCCAGCCUCCCCUGAUAACAGAACGAGUGGUACUCACCCACGACACGGAACGGGAGAGGGCUGCCUUCCCCCCAAGUCUGGAGACAAGCUGCUGCUUUUGUGCUAACUGUGCCAGUGCCAUGUUUACACAAGUCUGGGGUAAGACGGAGCCCGUGUCCCGGGAAGAUCAUCGGCUGGAGCUGGGGUUGGCCUCAGAACUGCGUUUUAUUUAUUUAUUUAUAAAAGGAACAGGCCACAGUUCUAGGUUCUGUUUCUAGGUGCUGUUAUCAAAACCCCAGAUGACCCCAGAACAUGUGGGACUUUGCAGACAAUACCUUGGAAGCACGAAUGACAAUGAGAUAACCUGCAGACGCCAAUGGAGACAGAGCUGUAGCAUCCCACCCCAGACCCCUGGCCUUUGAGCCUUUGACUGAUACCAUAAUAUUUCACAUGGAUUCACUUGACCUUACUUAAACUCCCGACCUGGCCCCGUAUGUUGAAGAUCCCUUCUUGGAGACUGUGGGAGAGGAAAUUUUUGUUAUGCCCAAAAAACCAUGAAAAUGUUUCCAUCUGGUGACCCCAAAGGACACGAGCAGCAGACCACAUACCAGAGCCUCUCUGGACCCAUUCAGUCCCCAGCAGAUGCAGAAUUGCACUGAAUCGCUGGGGUUCUCUCCAGUGCACAUCCCAUGGCUCCCAUGCUCAGCGGAAGGCCAGUCUCUGUUGACAGUUCUCGUGGGGGCAGCCAGGAGCCUUUGGUCUGUCAGGGCCUCCUGAAUAGUCAGCAGUGCCCAGUGGACUUUUCCUGUAGGACAGGCUGUCCCACUGCGUUGCUUUCUGAUGGAGCAUAGAGAUUGUGUGCCUUUGUUUCAUUUGCUAUUGUCCCAGCAUGCGUCAGUUCUGUACCACAGCCAGUGUAGAAGGGGCGAGGGCGGGGGACAGAAGCCUGGAUGGGAGUGUGCUCAUCGGGACCACUGGAGGAGUGGGCUGCAGGACAGCACAGUGGAAAUGCUGUUCUUUGAGUUGCCAACCCACUUUCCACAGUCAGAAGUGAUUUUUCUGCUUUUGUAUUGAGCGUGUAAGGAAUAUCUUGGGUUUUAGAGUAGUGAGACUGCUGGCAACUUUUCCUUUUGGGAACCGAUCUCUGUUCAGUGACCUCUGCCUUGCGCUCCAGCGUCACAGGGUUGCCUUGGGAACCAGCAUUCCUUGUUGAGAGGGACCCUUUUUCCCAAUGAAGAUCUGCCUUUGUCCAAUGAAUACCAUUCUGUAGAACAAUUUUCUAAGUCCCCAGCAAGGGGAGGUGAGUUUGAAUAAAGAAUUUCACUCCGUGUAAAAA
Messenger RNA from Oryctolagus cuniculus (rabbit), 2917 nucleotides. Lineage: Eukaryota; Metazoa; Chordata; Mammalia; Lagomorpha; Leporidae. The record is from RefSeq and is a predicted model, not a curated record.